Molecule: messenger RNA, 1788 nt
Organism: Penicillium cataractarum
Lineage: Eukaryota; Fungi; Ascomycota; Eurotiomycetes; Eurotiales; Aspergillaceae
Product: cyclin family protein
Exons: 4
Coding region: 1-1788 (595 amino acids)
Biological process (GO): regulation of cyclin-dependent protein serine/threonine kinase activity; mitotic cell cycle phase transition
Cellular component (GO): cytoplasm; centrosome; nucleus
Molecular function (GO): cyclin-dependent protein serine/threonine kinase regulator activity
Source: RefSeq, a predicted model, not a curated record
AUGGAUGCCAAGCCGCAGCGAAUUCGCGUCCGCGGCGACGAAAAUGCGCUGCCAUCUUUCCAUGCUACUAAGGCAAUCCACCAACGAAACAAGUCUACUCCGGCGCUGAGCCUGAUGGCCCAGAACGCGAAGAACGGCAAUGUCAACACUCGCCGAGCCUUCGGCGACUUGAGCAAUGCUCAGCCGAUCCGUGAGGAUUCGGCUGUGCCUGGCAAGCCUGCUACCCAGGGCGCGGACACCAAACCUGCCCUUUCGCAGCCAGCCCAGCGCCCUCUGUCGAUGUCGAGCGCGAAGGGCUUCUUGAACACUCUCGCCUCGAAGCCGGUAAACCCUGCCGGCAAAGCCCAUGUUACUGCGAUAAAGAAUAGCGCCAAGAAUACCAAUGUGGUUUUCCGCGAUCAGCUGGAGCCCGUUGUCGAGAAGGAGACAUCCAAGGAAGUAAUCGUCACCACUCAGCCCGCUCGCCGCGACGAACGGCCCAAUGGAAAGGAAAUCGAACAAAACCUCGUCAAGCAGAAUGAGGACGAGGAGGAACAAGAGUACUUUGACGUCCCGUCGGAGGGCUUUACCACCGAGGCGCACACCGCUGAACAUAGCCGCCAGAGCCGUGAGAUGGUCUCAUCGCAGGCGGAGGUCACCAAACCUAUUCCUGCUGCGGCUAAUGUGGGAAAGCCCCGCGCACUUCUUCCAAUUCCGGUUUCCAAAUCGUUCGAUGGUUCAUACGAUAAUCGAGCUCCGGACGUCACUGGCCCAGCUAUGUCGGAGGUUGAGGAUUCAGAAGACGAAGAGCACCGUGGUUACCUCUCUCGUACCGAUAAUACUACCGGUGGCACAACCACCCUGAUCUAUCCCCGGGCUACCGCUGCGAUGAAGCGUGAGCUUCUGCAUGCUCAAUCAUUCGUUGAAGCCAAUCAGACCGAGGAAGAAAUCGAGGAAGAUUUCUACGACUCAAGCAUGGUUGCUGAAUACAGCACGGAGAUUUUCGAGUAUCUGCGCUACAAGGAGAUUGCCAUGUUGCCCACGGCAGACUACAUGGCUAACCAGGCUGAGAUCCAGUGGUCGAUGCGCUCGGUCCUCAUGGACUGGCUGGUGCAGGUCCACUUCCGCUUCGCACUGCUCCCCGAGACACUGUUCCUGUGUGUCAACCUCAUCGAUAGGUUCCUUUCACACAAGAUUGUCUCACUUGGUAAGCUCCAGCUAGUCGGUGCUACCGCCAUCUACAUUGCCGCAAAGUAUGAGGAGAUCACGUCUCCCUCCAUCGCGGAGAUCCAUUACAUGGUCGAUGGAGGCUAUACCAUGGACGAAAUCCUUAAGGCGGAGCGAUUCAUGCUGAAUAUCCUCAACUAUGACCUCGGCUGGCCGGGUCCCAUGAGUUUCCUGCGACGUAUCAGCAAAGCCGACGAUUAUGAUCUCGAGACCCGUACUGUCGCCAAGUACUUCCUGGAACUGACGAUCAUGGAUGAACGCUUCGUUGCCACUCCUCCUAGCUUCGUUAGUGCGGGAGCCCACUGUCUCGCCCUUCUGAUGCUGCGAAAGGGAUGCUGGACCAUGGCCCACGCACACUACAGUGGCUACCUCUAUGCGCAGCUCGUUCCUGUCAUGUCGAUCAUGCUGGAGUGCUGUGAGGACCCGCAGCGUCACCACCUGGCGAUCUAUGAGAAGUACUCGGAUCGCCGAUUCAAGCGUGCCUCUACCUUUGUAGAGACCGAGAUCAAGGGUGGCUUCAAGCUGCCUCGACCCACUCCUUUCCACGACCGUAACCGGCUGGAUGGCCUGGCCAACUACUAA